Fomitiporia mediterranea MF3/22 is the source of this 1827-nucleotide messenger RNA. Its product is annotated as cytochrome P450. The transcript is spliced from 16 exons. NCBI's taxonomy places the organism in Eukaryota, Fungi, Basidiomycota, Agaricomycetes, Hymenochaetales, Hymenochaetaceae. The coding region runs from base 106 to 1641 and encodes 511 amino acids. Gene Ontology annotation, molecular function: monooxygenase activity; oxidoreductase activity, acting on paired donors, with incorporation or reduction of molecular oxygen; iron ion binding. The record is from RefSeq and is a predicted model, not a curated record.
CAAAACACGAUGCUUACAAUUGCCGUCAUAUGGACAAUUUGUCGUCGGAAUGCUUAGAGAUAUGUACCUAGCGUCAGGCGGAGCGGUUCAAAGUGGCACUCUGCAAUGGACGUCGUAUCUGCAGCUGUUCUCGGAGGCGUACUCGCCAUUCUCGUUGUGUCGCUAAGUCUUGCGAGUGGAAGGCGCUCAGACUUACCUUCUGGACCGAAGGGCGAUUUCAUUGUGGGCAACUUGGGUGUAUUGCUCUCAAAGUACCAAUGGAUGAAGUUCUCUGAAUGGUCUAAAACAUUUGGCGAUAUCAUGUAUCUGACAGUCCUCGGGCGGCCAAUUGUCGUCCUAAAUAAGCUUGAGCAUGCGAGGGAACUCAUGGAGAAGCGUAGCGCGAUAUACUCUGAUAGGCCUCGGAUGGACUAUAUUGUCGAGAUGGUGAAAGUCCGCUCCGUCACAUUCAUGCCGUAUGGCGAUACAUGGAGGUUACACCGUCGACUCCUGCAACAGUAUCUCAAUCCUCGUGCAGUACUCGCAUUUCGUCCGCUACAGACAAGACUGGUCCGGGAUUUGGUCCAAGAUCUUUAUCUGGAACCGGAUGCCUUCUGGAGACAUAUCAAGCGCUUUGCCGCUUCUGCCGUCCUUUCAGCCACUUACGGAUAUCAGGUCGAACGUAGAGAUGACCCGUUAAUGAAGCUCAACGAAUUCUCGGAAAAUGCAGUAGCCAGAGCAGGCCCUCCAGGAACGACACUGGUGGAUCUGUUUCCUAUUCUGCAACAUGCACCUUCCUUUCUCCCGGGUUUAUCGUUCAAGGACUAUGCAUUAGAGGCGCGCGUCGCAUUAAAGGAGAUGCUGGACCGUCCAUAUGAGACGGUUAAGCAGCAACGGGACACAGGAACGGCAACGCCCUGCCUAUUAACUCAUAUGCUUGAUGAUUAUGAACAACAAGGAGCUGACGAUAAGCAGCGCGCGGAAGCAAUUAAAGAAGUCUGUGGGUCUAUGUAUCGAGCCGGCGUUGGUACCACUUCUGCGGUGCUAUAUACCUUCAUGUUGGCGAUGGUUCUAUAUCCACGCGUAGCAAGGAAAGCGCAAGAUGAUUUAGAUGCUGUCCUCAGAGGGGAACGCCUGCCAACCUUUGACGACCAGGAUUCUCUCCCCUAUAUUACUUGUAUUGCGAAAGAAUGUUUGCGAUGGGGCACCCCAUUUCCUCUUGGUAUUUCCCAUCGAGCAAUAGAAGAAGGUGAACUAGAAGGGAAGUACAUUCCAAAAGGUUCAAUGAUCAUCCCGAACGUAUGGCAGAUGAUGCAUGAUGAACGUAACUACAACAAUCCAAUGGAAUUCAAUCCUGACCGCUUCAUCGCGAAAACGGAUGACACGUUUUUGUCCUCCGUACCGGAUCCUGCUUUGGCUGUAUUUGGUUUUGGGAGGCGCAUCUGCCCAGGGCGUCACUUUGCAGAAGCGGACAUCUGGCUGGCUAUAGCUAGCAUUCUUACUGUGUUCGACAUUCGGCCUGCUGUGGACGAUAAGGGUUCGGAAAUCUUACCAAAGCCUGAGUUCACGUCUGGAUUGAAUAGUUGGCCGAUGGAGUUUAUGUGUCGAAUCAUUCCUCGCAACAAGAAAGCAGCUGUUCUCGCUAGGAAUGCACGGGAAUGAAAAUUCGCUCACAUAAUGAUAUUUAGGCUCUAUGUAACCUGCUGCAUGUAUCUAAACAGUCUACAUGUCCAAAACUUUUUACAUAAUGCAAAGAAGUUCACGUGUUCUUGAAGGAUGCAAGUAUGACGUGACUUUGUCUCGGACAAGUCACGACGAAGUGCGCCAAUCCCAUUCCAUUGGAUGGGU